This is a messenger RNA of Misgurnus anguillicaudatus (oriental weatherfish), 3280 nucleotides long. The record is from RefSeq and is a predicted model, not a curated record. Lineage: Eukaryota; Metazoa; Chordata; Actinopteri; Cypriniformes; Cobitidae.
GGAAACUACUUUUCAAGCGAGUGUCUCUCUCUGUCUGUAUAUUAGUGAAAUAUGGCAGAAGAUCAUAUUUUUCAGGACAAGUUCAGCUGUUCAGUGUGUUUGGAUCUCCUGAAGGAUCCAGUGACCAUUCCCUGUGGACACAGUUACUGUAUGAGCUGUAUUACAAACUGCUGGGAUCAGAAUGAGAUGAGAAUCUACAGCUGCCCUCAAUGCAGACAAACCUUCACACCAAGACCUGUUUUAUUUAAAAAUGUGAUGUUUGCUGAAAUGGUGGAGGAACUGAAGAAGACAAAACUUCAGACUGCUGUUCUUGCUGACUCUUAUGCUGAAGCUGGAGAUGUGGAGUGUGACGCCUGUACUGAGAGAAAAUACAAAGCUGUCAAGUCCUGUCUGGAGUGUCUGAAGUCUUACUGUCAAAAUCAUCUUAAACAACAUGAGAAUCUCUUCAAUGACAGGAGGCAUCAUUUGAUGAAUCCCACCAGACAACUUCAUGAGAUGAUCUGCUCAAAACAUAAUAAACAACUAGAAAUCUACUGUCGCACCGACCAGCACUGCAUUUGUUAUCUGUGUACGAUGGACGAACAUAAAAACCAUGAUACUGUGACAGCUGUAGCAGAAAGAACUGAGAAACAGAGAGAUUUGGGAGAGAGACAGAGAAAAUUACAUCAGAUAAUUGAGGAGAGAGAGAAGGAGCUUCAGGAGCUGAGAGAGGCUGUGGACUCUCAUGCGCGCUCUGCACAGACAGCAGUGGAGGACAGUGAGAGGAUCUUUACUGAACUGAUCCGAUCCAUUGAGAGAAGACGAUCUGAGGUGACACAACUGAUCAGAGAUCAGGAAAAGACUGCAGUAAGUCGAGCUGAAGGAAUCAUGAAGCGUCUGGAGGAGGAGAUUGAUGAUCUGAGGAGGAGAGAUGCUGAACUGGAGCAGUUUUCACAUACAGACAAUCACAUCCAUUUCCUACAGGGUUUUCAGUCUCUGUCUGCAGCUCUUGAGUCUUCAGUCUCACAAAGAUUUACUCUCAGCUCUCUUCUCUCUUUUGAUGAUGUGAGAAAAUCUGUCUCUCAACUGAAAGACAAACUGGAGGAUUUCUGUAGAGAGGAGAUAGAGAAGAUAUAUGGUGAAGUUACAUAUAUCUCAGUUAUUUCUAAUGAACUGAAGAGCAGGGAGUAUUUCCUACAAUAUUUCAAGCAGUUCACACUGGAUUCAAACACAGUUCAUGAAAUCAUUCAGCUGUCUGAUGGGAACAGAACGGCUACUUUCACUUACACAAUCCAUCAGUAUCCUGAUCAUCCAGACAGAUUUGAUUAUUAUAAUCAGGUGUUGUGUAGAGAGAGUUUGUGUGAACGCUGUUACUGGGAGGUUGAGUGGAGUGGUAAUGUGUUUAUAUCAGUGUCAUAUAAGAGCAUCAGCAGGAAGGGAAAGGGUUAUGAGUGUUGGUUUGGACGUAAUGAUCAGUCCUGGAGUUUGUACUGCAGUGACUCCAGCUGCUACUUCACUCACAAUAACAAACUCACUAAACUCCCUGAAGUGUUGAGCUCCUGUAGAAUAGGAGUGUAUGUGGAUCACAGUAAUGGAUCUCUGUCCUUCUACAGUGUCUCUGAUACAAUGAACCUCAUACACAGAGUCAACACCACAUUCACUAAACCACUUUAUCCUGGGUUUUAUAUUUAUAGUGGAUCCACAGUGAAAAUGUGUCAUCUCUUAAAAUAAAUUGUAGGGAUUUUAUAUAAGCAACAUAUAAAUUUAGGCUUAUAAGAGUGAUUACAAUAUUUGCUAUAUUUUCCAUAAGAUUUUAUAUAUGCCUGUACUUCUCUGUAUUUUAUAUUACUACACAUUUCAAAAUUGUGAAGAGCGCUAUAAUAAACUUAAAUUGAAUUUAUCAAAAAAUACAUUCUGUAUAUUCUGAUUUAAAAAUAAUUUGACUGUUAAAUUGAGGCAGCUUUUCUUGUUUUUCAGUAUUUUGAACUCAUUUUUUUGUUUGUUCUAUUAAAUUUCACAUUGAACUUUCAAUUUAAAUAAUGCCAAAUGUAUUAGUUCACAAACAGGUGUAAGCCUAAAAAAUAAAGUAACUUUAUUUCAUGCCUUAAGUUUUAUGCCAUCCCAUGACACUUACACAUUGAUUGACUGCAUCACCAUUUUAACAUGAACAAUAAGCACUUGAUAUCAUACAACAUAUUAUUUAUAAGUAAAUUAAACUGAAAUUGAUCAUAAAGGCAAAGAUCUAAAAAGCUGUAAAGUUUACUCAAGAACUACACACAACAUUACUGUGUCAUUUUUCUCAGUGCAAACACACAAUCACACAAUCACUUUUUAUAUUUCAUAAUAAGACCAUCAACCAACAAACAAGCCAGAUUCAACACAGAGAUGUAGAAGAAGGUAUCUGGCAAUCUUAUUAUAAGAUGGUUUACAGCCCAUACACAUGUAGGGGGAUUCCUUUUGUCUUCAUCCACUUUAAGACAUGCAAAUAAAGCCUUUCUAGUACAUGUGAAAUGCCCUCAAUAAGUAUUGGGACAGUAUAAAAGUGCUCUUUUUGUGGAGACAAUUAUUUUGUAAAAUGAAUAUGAGGCAAAAAAGUAUACAGAAUAUUAAAUGCAUGCUUUCCCAACAAAGAACAACAACCUUUUAUCCUGACUUAUGUGUGUUGUCACCAAAUGGAAAAUAAAUGCCCAUGGGAAAUUUUAAUUUAUAACCUUUGGCAACACAGUUCCAGCAGCAAUACAAAGACAACAAAAUGUCUAUGUGGUGUUUUUAAUAUGCUUAAAGAUAAAGUUAAGUACAAAUUCAUCAUUCAACACCAUUGCUAAGUAUUUUUUCAAUGAAACUGAAGUUAGUUUUGUUACAGUUCAGGUACUAAUCAACUAUGAAUCACUCAGUCACACUUUAUCACAAAUCUCUUUAUUCCACAAUAUAAUCACACACUGUUAGAAAGGGUCUGUUAAAAGUAGCACAAAAUGUGUUGUUUCAAUAAUAACACAGAGAUGAGUGGAUUCUUGGACAACGUAUUUAUUGUGUUGUCCCAGAAUCAACACUAAUGUGUUGUUUUUAACAUAUCUGUUCUAAGAGUGCAGCAUUUAGAUAAAAGUAGCUGACUGUUUCAAUAAAAUUAAAUGUUAAAACAUUGUUAAACCAUUUAAUUAAAAUGUUACCAAAAAUAUGUACAGUAUAUUGCAAAAAUAUCUCACUGUCAAAAAACAUGUCACCACAAUCCACUUAUAUAACUUACUAUUAGCCUUGUAGGGUAGGGCUCUAUAGGAGGAGGAACAUAGGUACAAUAUACCCC